AUGAAGAGCCUAUGGAAGAUCAAUGAAAAGUCGCUGAAGCUCAACAGCCGCACGAACACCACUAUCUCGGUCAGUGUACCCCCAGCGAAUCCGGAUUUUACUGCAGUCGCUAUCGACGCGCAUGUUACGACUAUACCGCAAUUGCUCAGCGAUCUGGGCACUUCGGACGUUCAUGGUUUAACGAAGAAUGAAGCUGCUCGACGGCUAGAGACACAUGGCGAGAAUUUGUUAGAGGGCAAGGAUGGCGUCUCAGCAAUAAGGGUAUUAAUCGGGCAACUUGCAAACGCUUUGACAUUGGUCCUCAUUGCGGCCCUGGCACUCAGUUUUGGCGUUGGCGAUUUCGUAGAAGGAGGUGUUAUUGCAGCGGUCAUCGUCCUCAAUACAACUGUUGGCUUUUUCCAGGAAUAUCGAGCAGAGAAGACUAUGGACUCUCUCCGUCAACUCUCCUCGCCUACCGCGGUCGUAAUUCGCAAUGGAGAGAGCGCGGCCAUACCAGCCAAGAAUGUUGUCCCUGGUGACCUGGUGAUGAUUAAAGUCGGUGACGUCGUGCCGGCGGAUAUGAGGAUGAUCACCGUCUCCAAUUUGGAAGUCUCCGAACAGCUUCUGACGGGAGAAUCGAUACCUGUUCCCAAGAAUACCCAGACUUUCAAAGGCGAGGAUAUCGACAUGCCCAUCGGCGAUAGGCUAAAUCUCUGCUAUGCUUCCACAAUUGUUACGAAGGGCAGAGGAACAGGCGUCGUAAUCGGCACGGCAAUGAAUACUCAAAUCGGACACAUUGCGACAGCUAUGAGCAGCAGCAGCACUCGCAACGACGAAGGAGAAAUCAGCCACGUUCCGUGGUACACGCGCGCCUACGAAAAGACCAUGGUUAUCCUCGGUCUUCGCACUGGUACACCGCUACAAAUUAAGAUGAAUCAACUCGCGUACAUCCUCUUUGGCUGUGCCUUCAUCCUCGCUAUCAUCGUGUUCAGUGUCGCCAAAUUCAAGGUCAAUGAUGAGGUUGCGCUAUAUGCUAUUGCAUGUGGGAUCGCUAUUAUUCCGGAGUCUUUGAUUGCUGUCUUGACCUUGACAAUGGCUGUCGGUACCAGGCAUAUGGCGAGGCAACAGGUCAUCGUGCGCAAACUCGAUGCUUUGGAGAACUUGGGCGGCGUUACCGAUAUCUGCAGCGAUAAAACUGGUACAUUGACUCUAGGUCAAAUGUCUGUUCGCAAGAUGUGGCUUGCAGGAGAGCCUGCUAAGGACUCUGAAUACACGGCUGAGAUCGUCUCUGACAACGCUAUCGAACCUGUUGGCCCGAUUCACGUAGGCGCCGAUGGACCUACAUUGGAUCCUAAGACGCUGGAAGAAGGCCUCCGCCGCGCCGUUGAGGCUGUCGCACUCUGCAACGUUGCCACGAUCCACAAGAACUUGAAGGGCGAGUGGAAGUCUACCGGUGAUCCCACUGAGGUUGCUCUGCAAGUAUUCGCCACGAAGUUGUCGCUUGGGAGGCCGACUUUGACGUCGGACAAGCUGGGCCCUGCGGAUGCACCCCGGCUCCGCCCUGCCAUGGGAGAGAAGAUCGGUGGGGAUCCCUCUGUUACGUUCCCCGACGAAGAGAAGGAGGUUCCCAAGCGCUACACACUGGCUGUCGAAUUCCCUUUCUCUAGCGAGCUGAAGAGAAUGACCACCAUCUACUUUGACACCGAGGGUAAAGGCGCGUUGUGCAUCAUCAAGGGUGCUGUUGAACGUAUCUUGGACGCCUCUACCACAUAUACGCCGUCGCCGCUGACCGACCCCACCGCCACUGCUCCCUUGACACCUGAAGUCAAAGAACGCAUCCUUGCGAAAGCCGAAGAACUCGCGUCCCAGGGUCUUCGCGUUAUCAGCAUCGGUCAGAAGCGUAUCGAUUCCGCCAUUGCACGAGAAAUCUCUCGAGAGGAUUCGGAGAAGGAGCACACGUUCUUAGGUCUUGUAGGCAUCUUUGACCCCCCUCGUCCAGAGACACUCGGAGCAGUCAGGGCUUGCAAAGCAGCUGGAAUCGUGGUGCACAUGUUGACUGGAGAUCAUAUCACAACUGCUCGUGCUAUCGCUGAAGCCGUCGAGAUCAUCUCGCCUGACGCUCCCAAGAGUGCUGUUAUGACUGCUGCCGAAUUCGACCACUUGACGGACAAGGAAAUUGAUGCACUCCCUGAACUACCACUGGUUAUUGCUCGCUGUGCUCCAGAGACUAAGGUCCGAAUGAUCCAUGCUGGAAAGCGCCGCGGCAAACACAUGUCUAUGUCUGGCGAUGGUGUCAACGACUCUCCAGCUCUCAAACUGGCGCCUGUUGGUAUCGCUAUGGGUAUGGGUGGCUCUGAUGUUGCAAAGGAUGCUUCUGAUCUUGUCUUGACCGACGAUAACUUUGACUCUAUUCGAGCCGCCGUAGCUGAAGGACGCAGAAUCUUCAUCAACAUCCAGCGUUUCAUCCUUCAUCUCCUUACUACGAACGUCGCCGAAGUUGUUGUCCUCAUUGUCGGUUUGGCCUUCCUUGACGAGGCUAGAUCUUCUGUCUUCCCUCUUUCACCUCUUGGUGUCCUCUGGGUUAACAUGAUCACCAGUUCGCCUCCUGCCUUCGGUUUGGGCUUGGAGAAGGCGCCUGCUAAUCUCAUGAAGCGACGACCUUAUUCUGUGAAACAAGGAGCUUUUACAUGGCCCGUCAUCAUCGACUGUCUUUCCUAUGGUACUGUCAUGGGAGCCACAUGUUUGCUGAACUUCGUCAUCGUCAUCUACGGCGUCGAAGGCGGGCAGCUGGCCCGCGAUUGCAACCACUCCGCUUCCGAAGCCUGUGAUGCGGUCUUCAGAGCUCGAUCCACUGUUUUCGCUACCCUUAUCUUUGAGAUCCUCCUCUAUGCCAUCGUCCUCAAGUCGUUCGAACGAUCCAUCUUUGCUUUGACGCCAGGUCAACCGUUCUGGGUGGAUUGGUGGGCGAACAAGGUUUUGUUCUGGUCCGUUGUUAUUGGAAUGGUCAGCGUUGUACUUCCCAUUUACGUGCCAACCUUCAACACCAAUGUCUUCUAUCAAAAGGGCAUCAGUUGGGAGUGGGGACUGGUCGUCGGAAUGACCAUCGUCUUCGUUUUGUGGUCUGAGCUAUGGAAGGUGUUGAGGAAGCACCUCUACAGACGAUGGGAGCCUGCUCCCGUUGACGAGUCGCCGACCGCCUAA
This is a messenger RNA of Pleurotus ostreatus (oyster mushroom), 3180 nucleotides long. RefSeq lists its product as uncharacterized. Gene Ontology annotation, cellular component: plasma membrane. The record is from RefSeq and is a predicted model, not a curated record. Gene Ontology annotation, molecular function: ATP hydrolysis activity; P-type calcium transporter activity; ATP binding. The coding region runs from base 1 to 3180 and encodes 1059 amino acids. Gene Ontology annotation, biological process: intracellular calcium ion homeostasis; calcium ion transmembrane transport. The transcript has 16 exons. Lineage: Eukaryota; Fungi; Basidiomycota; Agaricomycetes; Agaricales; Pleurotaceae.